AUGAUUUUGCAUGAGUUUGUGAGUUUGGCACUUCUAGCCACCGUCGUACAAGCGGCUACUACAACGGUUUCAACAACAUCGACAUUCCCCUUUACCAGUUACUCGCAAAGUUCUACAGACCAAUGGCUCAUAGAGACAGACGGGUCUUUGACUUUCAGCAGUAUUCUGAACUUGAAAACAGGCAAAAACUUCGAAAAUUAUGGCGAUGUGAUCAUGAACGCUAACCCAGGUGCUACUUUGGAAAUGGAUUCCUUAACUAAUUAUGAAACCGGUUCGGUUAAGAUAGCUGCCUCUGGAGGAAGCUUAACAUUUCAGAGCUCUAACACAUAUACCAACCAGGGCUUAUGGGUCAUGUCAACACCUGGCGAUUUAGAAGUCGAUUUGACUGAUUCCCUGUACACUUUACUCAACUCUGGUUCCUUGACAUAUGAAUCGGGUGGCGACAUGGCUAUUUCUGUUUCGAAAGUUUUCAUAAACUCAGAAGAAGUUAGUUUCACUGCUAGUGGAAAGGGAACGUUCUCCUUCUCUAGUGAUUUUACCAACUCAGGAACCAUGAUUGUAACUUCUAGUUCUGUAUCUGAUACCUUUAAGAUCUCGGACACUUUUGUCAAUGAUAAUUAUUUUGUUUAUAAUUAUGGUCUGAACUCUGGUACUGCUUUCAGUCUCUCCAGCUUGUUGUCCACUUACACGAAUAACGGAAUCAUGAAUAUUUAUGGAUCCACUGGUUCUACAAACAUGAACCAAGAUGGACCCAUUGUGAACGAUGGUUCCAUUUGUCUCAGACAUACAACUUAUAAUGGUGGAGCAAAGCUUUCAGGAACUGGUUGUUGGGUUUUAGCUGAUUCUUCUGUUUUCACUCAGCAUGUUGCUCGUUUGGCUAAUACGCAGACAAUUGUUUUCAAUGAUACUUCUGCUUCGAUCCGUGUUUCGAGUGUGGGGUUGGGUUCACAUUAUACUAUUUAUGGAGUCCAGAACGGUAUGACUUUCCUUACCUCAUCACUUCUAAUUGGCAGUGUUGUUUACUCUCCAUUCACAGGUAUCUUGACAUUGACACUGGGUCUUCUUUCAACAACCUAUGAUAUAGGUUUAGGAUACGAUCCCACAGGUUUUACCGUAUCCAGCAACAAUGUGAGAUAUGUUGGAAACGAUCCUGUUAAAAGAGACAUUCCUGGGGAAUGUAUUUGUGAACCACAGGAGCAAUCGUCGUCCGUUUUCUCAUCAUCUGCAAGCUCCUCGUCAAGCAUCUCGGAAACAUCAUCCGAGGCUACUUCGUCUCAGUCAUCUGAAGCUACUUCGUCUCAGUCAUCUGAAGUUUCUUCGUCUCAGUCGUCCGAGGCUUCAUCGUCUCAGUCGUCCGAGGCUUCAUCGUCUCAGUCGUCCGAGGCUUCAUCGUCUCAGUCGUCCGAGGCUUCAUCGUCUCAGUCAUCUGAAGCUACUUCGUCUCAGUCAUCUGAAGCUUCUUCGUCUCAGUCGUCCGAGGCUUCAUCGUCUCAGUCGUCCGAGGCUUCAUCGUCUCAGUCGUCCGAGGCUUCUUCGUCUCAGUCGUCCGAGGCUUCUUCGUCUCAGUCGUCCGAGGCUUCAUCGUCUCAGUCGUCCGAGGCUGCUUCGUCUCAGUCGUCCGAGGCUUUAUCGUCUCAGUCGUCCGAAGCUUCGCCUCAGUCAUCUGAAGCUUCAUCAUCUCACCCCGCUUCUGCCUCCAACUCUCAAACUGAGCAGUCGACGGCCCCUUCUGUGCAAACUUCUCAAUCAGUCGAGGAAUCUCAGGCACUUAAUUCUAAUACUGAGUACACUACCACUUGGACCACCACCAACUCUGAUGGAUCUGUUGAAACUGACUCUGGAGUUGUUAUUGUGACUACUGACUCCGCAGGUGUUCUCACCACGAGCACUUCUAAGCUUUCUCCAGCUCAGUACACCACCACCUGGACCACCACCAACUCUGACGGAUCUGUUGAAACUGAUUCUGGAGUUGUUUUUGUGACUACUGAUUCUGCAGGUGUUCUUACCACGAGCACUUCUAAGCUUUCUCCAGCUCAGUACACUACUACUUGGACCACCACCAACUCUGACGGAUCUGUUGAAACUGAUUCUGGAGUUGUUAUUGUGACUACUGACUCCGCAGGUGUUCUUACCACGAGCACUUCUAAGCUUUCUCCAGCUCAGUACACUACUACUUGGACCACCACCAACUCUGACGGAUCUGUUGAAACUGAUUCUGGAGUUGUUAUUGUGACUACUGAUUCUGCAGGUGUUCUCACCACAAGCACUUCUAAGCUUGCUCCAGCUCAGUACACUACCACUUGGACCACCACCAACUCUGACGGAUCUGUUGAAACUGAUUCUGGAGUUGUUUUUGUGACUACUGAUUCUGCAGGUGUUCUUACCACGAGCACUUCUAAGCUUUCUCCAGCUCAGUACACUACUACUUGGACCACCACCAACUCUGACGGAUCUGUUGAAACUGAUUCUGGAGUUGUUAUUGUGACUACUGACUCCGCAGGUGUUCUUACCACGAGCACUUCUAAGCUUUCUCCAGCUAAGUACACCACCACCUGGACCACCACCAACUCUGACGGAUCUGUUGAAACUGAUUCUGGAGUUGUUUUUGUGACUACUGAUUCCGCAGGUGUUCUUACCACGAGCACUUCUAAGCUUUCUCCAGCUCAGUACACUACUACUUGGACCACCACCAACUCUGACGGAUCUGUUGAAACUGAUUCUGGAGUUGUUAUUGUGACUACUGAUUCUGCAGGUGUUCUCACCACAAGCACUUCUAAGCUUGCUCCAGCUCAGUACACUACCACUUGGACCACCACCAACUCUGACGGAUCUGUUGAAACUGAUUCUGGAGUUGUUAUUGUGACUACUGAUUCUGCAGGUGUUCUUACCACAAGCACUUCUAAGCUUGCUCCAGCUCAGUACACUACUACUUGGACCACCACCAACUCUGACGGAUCUGUUGAAACUGAUUCUGGAGUUGUUUUUGUGACUACUGAUUCUGCAGGUGUUCUCACCACAAGCACUUCUAAGCUUGCUCCAGCUCAGUACACUACCACUUGGACCACCACCAACUCUGAUGGAUCUGUUGAAACUGACUCUGGAGUUGUUAUUGUGACUACUGACUCCGCAGGUGUUCUUACCACAAGCACUUCUAAGCUUGCUCCAGCUCAGUACACUACUACUUGGACCACCACCAACUCUGACGGAUCUGUUGAAACUGAUUCUGGAGUUGUUUUUGUGACUACUGAUUCUGCAGGUGUUCUCACCACAAGCACUUCUAAGCUUGCUCCAGCUCAGUACACUACCACUUGGACCACCACCAACUCUGAUGGAUCUGUUGAAACUGACUCUGGAGUUGUUAUUGUGACUACUGACUCCGCAGGUGUUCUUACCACGAGCACUUCUAAGCUUUCUCCAGCUCAGUACACCACCACCUGGACCACCACCAACUCUGAUGGAUCUGUUGAAACUGAUUCUGGAGUUGUUUUUGUGACUACUGAUUCUGCAGGUGUUCUUACCACGAGCACUUCUAAGCUUGCUCCAGCUCAGUACACUACCACUUGGACCACCACCAACUCUGACGGAUCUGUUGAAACUGAUUCUGGAGUUGUUUUUGUGACUACUGACUCCGCAGGUGUUCUUACCACGAGCACUUCUAAGCUUUCUCCAGCUAAGUACACCACCACCUGGACCACCACCAACUCUGACGGAUCUGUUGAAACUGAUUCUGGAGUUGUUUUUGUGACUACUGAUUCCGCAGGUGUUCUUACCACGAGCACUUCUAAGCUUUCUCCAGCUCAGUACACUACUACUUGGACCACCACCAACUCUGACGGAUCUGUUGAAACUGAUUCUGGAGUUGUUAUUGUGACUACUGAUUCUGCAGGUGUUCUCACCACAAGCACUUCUAAGCUUGCUCCAGCUCAGUACACUACCACUUGGACCACCACCAACUCUGACGGAUCUGUUGAAACUGAUUCUGGAGUUGUUAUUGUGACUACUGAUUCUGCAGGUGUUUUUACCACAAGCACUUCUAAGCUUGCUCCAGCUCAGUACACUACUACUUGGACCACCACCAACUCUGACGGAUCUGUUGAAACUGAUUCUGGAGUUGUUUUUGUGACUACUGAUUCUGCAGGUGUUCUCACCACAAGCACUUCUAAGCUUGCUCCAGCUCAGUACACUACCACUUGGACCACCACCAACUCUGAUGGAUCUGUUGAAACUGACUCUGGAGUUGUUAUUGUGACUACUGACUCCGCAGGUGUUCUUACCACGAGCACUUCUAAGCUUUCUCCAGCUCAGUACACUACCACUUGGACCACCACCAACUCUGACGGAUCUGUUGAAACUGAUUCUGGAGUUGUUAUUGUGACUACUGAUUCUGCAGGUGUUCUCACCACAAGCACUUCUAAGCUUGCUCCAGCUCAGUACACUACCACUUGGACCACCACCAACUCUGACGGAUCUGUUGAAACUGAUUCUGGAGUUGUUAUUGUGACUACUGAUUCUGCAGGUGUUCUUACCACAAGCACUUCUAAGCUUGCUCCAGCUCAGUACACUACUACUUGGACCACCACCAACUCUGACGGAUCUGUUGAAACUGAUUCUGGAGUUGUUUUUGUGACUACUGAUUCUGCAGGUGUUCUCACCACAAGCACUUCUAAGCUUGCUCCAGCUCAGUACACUACCACUUGGACCACCACCAACUCUGAUGGAUCUGUUGAAACUGACUCUGGAGUUGUUAUUGUGACUACUGACUCCGCAGGUGUUCUUACCACGAGCACUUCUAAGCUUUCUCCAGCUCAGUACACCACCACCUGGACCACCACCAACUCUGAUGGAUCUGUUGAAACUGAUUCUGGAGUUGUUUUUGUGACUACUGAUUCUGCAGGUGUUCUUACCACGAGCACUUCUAAGCUUGCUCCAGCUCAGUACACUACCACUUGGACCACCACCAACUCUGACGGAUCUGUUGAAACUGACUCUGGAGUUGUUAUUGUGACUACUGAUUCUGCAGGUGUUCUCACCACAAGCACUUCUAAGCUUGCUCCAGCUCAGUACACCACCACCUGGACCACCACCAACUCUGAUGGAUCUGUUGAAACUGAUUCUGGAGUUGUUUUUGUGACUACUGAUUCUGCAGGUGUUCUCACCACAAGCACUUCUAAGCUUGCUCCAGCUCAGUACACCACCACCUGGACCACCACCAACUCUGAUGGAUCUGUUGAAACUGAUUCUGGAGUUGUUUUUGUGACUACUGAUUCUGCAGGUGUUCUUACCACGAGCACUUCUAAGCUUGCUCCAGCUUCCGAGGUCACCAGCUCAGGAUCAUCCACUAUUUCUGCUGAACCAACUUCUUUGUCCACUGCAUCACCAUUGAUUAAUCCGGCAGGUUUGGUUGGGCUUGACAUCAUCACUGAUAUUUCAGUUCAUGACAAUUCUACUGGUAGUUUUAUCGGCUACAAAGAUGAUCUUUUCACCGUUGUUGUUACACUUAAAAGUGCAAGUUCAAUUCCAUUGGGUUCAAUUACUCAAUUUACUGUCCCAGAAGUCUUCUACGGUAACUUGAAUCCAUUUGAGGUUUACUCCGGUGAUGGCGAAUAUGUGGGGACUAUCUCGAGUGAUGAUUCUAACGUUUUCACCAUCGUCUUCGAUGGUAAAUUUGGUCUGACUCACACUGAUAUUGAAGCUGCUUUUACUUUCAAUGUUAAGUUGAGAUACACCACGGCGCUCACCAAGCGUGCAGAGUUGUCGUUGGAUCUUAGUAGACCAGUGGCUCAGCCAUUUGUUUUCACCACUGUUUCAUCUGCGUUCACUUCUAUCAUCUUUUUCCCUGAUGUUUCUUUGGAUGGUAUUGUUGGCAAAGUGCUUAUUGGCGAUGUCUACGUAUUUGUUGGGGAUGCCCUUUCUGGCGCAUCCAAUUCUGCUAUUUCCACUGGAUACUCUGCACCAUUCUCAUACUGGAACAACACUGUUACUGCCACUGAGACUGGCACAUCUCUCGUCACUGUCACUUCCUGUGCUAAUGGUAACUGUCAUGGAACUUCCAAGCUGACUUCGAAGGCUUCAUCUGCUGUUGCACCAACUACGGUCUCGGUAACCAAGGAUCUGACCGUGAUUGUGACCAUCACUUCUUGCUCUAAUCACGUCUGUGUUCCAACCACGUCUAAGGCUUUGGCUUCCAUUGCAACCACCACUGUCCACGGCGAGGUUGUCUUGUACACCACUUACUGUCCACUUAGCAGUGAGACCGGUGAGAAGGCUGCCCAGGAGACUUCUGGAUCCGCCAACUCUGGAUCCAACUCGGGCUCUAACGCUGGUUCUGCCAACGCUGGCUCUAACGCUGGUUCUGCCAACGCUGGUUCCAACUCUGGCUCCAACGCUGGUUCCAACUCUGGCUCCAACGCUGGUUCCAACUCUGGCUCCAACUCUGGCUCCAACGCUGGUUCCAACUCUGGCUCCAACGCUGGUUCCAACUCUGGCUCCAACGCUGGUUCCAACUCUGGAUCCAACUCGGGUUCUAACGCUGGUUCUGCCAACGCUGGUUCUAACGUCGGUUCUAACGCUGCAUCUGGAGCAAAUGUCCAAUAUGACACAGGUAUAUCGACUUUGAUUACUGCUACCAAGUCUACAUCUUCUACGUCCGGUAAUACAGGUCCGGCUGUAUCUGUCAACGAGAAUAGCGCUCGCGGAAGUGUCAACACCAGUUCUUUCACUGCUAUUUUCAUUGGAUUGUUGUCUCUUCUUACUACUUUUGUUUAG
Messenger RNA from Sungouiella intermedia, 6765 nucleotides. The record is from the annotation of a GenBank genome assembly. Lineage: Eukaryota; Fungi; Ascomycota; Pichiomycetes; Serinales; Metschnikowiaceae.